UCCACCAAAGCCUACAGAAGCUUUAAAUAGAUCACCCCUGCAAGCCUGUAAACCAGAGCACUUACAGCAGUCUUGGAGUGGCCAUUCAGAAAAUCAACGUAAGAGGUCUUAUUCAGCUUACGGUGGACCGGUUUCUGAGCAUCAGUGUUUCGUCAGCUCCUGCCAUAUGCCACAGAACAUGAUCAGUGGGAGUAUUCAGCACAAAGGACAAUUUUAUUUUGUUACUGGUGUCUUCAAGUCCUCCGAGCCCAGUGUCACGCAAGGUGUUGGUGACAGUGCAAGCAUGGAAACCUCUAGUGAGUGGUCAUAUAAAGCUCAACGUAGAAGGCAGAGCUGUCCUGAUGGUCCGAGUGGUAAGCUGUUUUUUCAAGAGGAACACAAAUUCAGCAUUCAGAAUGAAGUUGUGGAGCAUUUCAAUAAGUCCGAGCAGACUUCUGAAGGUGUAGAGGACCAGAGGGUCAUGAGUAGAGAAACUGGAAGGCAUCACUCCAGCAGCCACCCUAUCUUCUACUGUGGUCCUGAGGACAAUUCAGUUGGUGCAGUAAUGACCCCUGCUCUAAUUAAGGAAGACCAUUCCAGUCAUCCCAAGAAAGAAGAAGAGAUGACUAGAGUUUCGAAAUGGCCCCAACUGAAUAUUCCAAAUGACAAGAUCAGCAAGGAGACUACCCCACUUUUGUAUCACCUCACAGGAGCAAACAGGGCAUCAUAUACAGACAAGUUCAAAAACAAUAAUGAUUGUGGUACAGUGAUCAAGAAUCCGGACUCUGUCAAAGAUAAACAGAAAGCCGAAAAUGAUGGGCAAACCUCUCCCAGCAGCGAAUAUCGGCAGAGUGAAAUGCCUAAAGAACAACCAAAAGAAUUCUUCUACCCAUGUGGUACGUUAGAUGACUCCUACAAAAAGUAUUACAAGGAGAAACUGAAAGAUGCCCAAUCCAAGGUUUUGAGGGAGACUUCUUUUAAAAGGAGAGAUUUGCAACUUUCUCGGCCACACAGGAUCAAGCAACAGACCGACAAAAAUCUUGCUGUUGUACCUGCUGGUUCUCCAUCACUAGACAUACAGCCCAACUCGGACAGUCCCACCCCGCAACUACACAACCAUCAAGCAGCAGACAAUGAGUACAUGAAAAAGCUUGGUCAGGAGAUUGAGAAGAUGACAGUUGAAAAAGAAACCGAGAAGCCACAGAAUGUUGCUCAACCACAGGUGCCUCGGGUAGGGUGUAGGAAGCGUUUGACAGCAGAUCAGAAAAAGCUGUCUCGCUCUGAGCCUGAGAAGCUGCACCAGCUGGCAGAUGGACCUGCUCAUAUGACCUGCCGCUCUCUUGGCAAUGAAUCUGAAGGUCUUCUCUUAGAGGGUGAUCACGGUCUAGUGGCUUCUAGGCGGAAGAUGUUUGAAACACGGGGCCGUGCUCUGUCUGCCUCCAACUUCUCGAAAUCAACUCUGAAGCACCUUCAGCAUAAAGCCUUGGUAGCAUACAUGGAACGUAAAACUGGUCAGAAGGUAGCUGAGCCCCAGCGUCCAGUUCCACAAGUUCCCAGCCACAGAAAUUCAACUGCAGAGAGGCAGUCUGAGUCGAGCUCCAGACGCAAUUCUGGUUCCAAGAAGCUCCACAGGCCUCUCUCUGCAGGGCAGAUUCUUGACUCCGUGUCAAGUUCUGUUAAAUACACCCAGUUCAUCACUGCUGAGCCCAGCCAUCACUCAAGGCAGUCCAGCUGGAGAGAGGCAUCCUCUACAGCAGGGAAUUCAUCCUCCAUGGAGAGUCUCCUGGACCAGCCUGAACAACCCAUGUUCUUACGGACUCGCAGCACCUCCACUCCCCAUGCUUUCCAGGUUCGGAAACAUCCGGAUGAGUUCUCAGCCAUUCAUAACAUGGCUAUUUCAAGUGUUCAAAGAAAAGUAGAGGAAGAUACAGUAGUGCAUCAUAGUCAUACAGCUUCUGUCCAUGAUGAGCGAUGGACACAAAUCAGAGCUUCCAGAGGGAAAUCUAUGGAGGAACUUGGUCUGUCCAUUGUCAGGAGACCUGAAGUUCUCAGCAAAAGUUCAGAGCAGCUUGACCAACUUCAGGGCAAGCAGGCCAUGCCCGGUCCAGAGAAGAGAACUGUGUCAUUUCUUGCUGAAGGAAGGCACACACAGAAGAAGAUUCUCAGUGCUGGAGAACACAUGGAUAACUCUCAGGCUGGCCCUGAGAACCCACUCUUAACCAGUUCUGUAAAGCAUUUAUCCUCCAAUGAUGAUGAAAUCCAUGUAGCUUCACACAGUGGACGUAAACAUAAAGUUGACACUGUUCUGUCUGUGCCCGGUCACUCCACUGAACCUGGGGGAAUCAAGCUGGAAGUCAGCAAGGAGCAGGAGAUUAAGAGUGAAACAUCUGUCUCUAGUCAAGAGGUUUCUCUCAGUCAUGGAGUCAGAACAGAUCCUAGUCAAUGGAUCUCCACUUCUGAGACUUCUGAAACGCCAACGUUUGCUGAACCCCAAAAUGCACCACCUGCCCCAUAUGGUAAGAAUGAAAUCUUACCCAUCACAACACAACCUGGCCUUCAAGAGUCCAGCCUGGCACUUAAUGGGGAACAAGACCCAAAUAUAAAGAAGGAAGAUGGCCUUCUUGUGACGGAAAUCAGGGUGCCAGAAGGGAACGGCCCAUUGGACAAACUCAGCUGGGAGGUGCUGGUUCAGGAAGUGGUCUCAGCUGACCAAUCAUUAGCUCGCACUCUUUACCCUAUAACCAAUAGGAAGACAGCACUUAUGCUGAUGGAGCAGCUGUUAUCUGAAGAUAAUCUUCUAAUGGAGGAACACUACAAGAAAAAACAGGAGCAGAAGGUUAAUAACCCAGAAUCAGCUGCACACAGCACUGAGAUGCCAGUUUGUGACAAACCGCUGAACCUUCCGUCAUCUGUGAACAAUGAGUCUGUUCUUUCAAACCAAAGAGAAGAACUGUGCAGCGCAGAAAUGGAUAUCAUCGACAAGAAGAGACGACUGAUAGCACAUAUUGAGGAGCGCUUGAAGUAUCUGGAGGAAGUCCGCUCCACCGUCCAGGGCGAGGAGAAGGCGAAUGGGGUGCGGGGCGACGCUAUGGAGGCCCUGGUGCGAGAGAGCUGUGUGCCAGCCGAGCUAGAGCGCUACACACAGUUUAUAGGAGACCUGGAGCGGGUGGUCAGUCUGCUGCUCUGCCUGUCAGCCCGUCUGGCCCGUGUGCAGAACGCCCUCAGCACGGCAGAUGACAGCAUGGACACAGAGGAGAAACAAUCUCUGGACAGCCGCUACCGUCUUCUGUGCAAACAGAGGGAUGACGCCAAAGACUUGAAGGACAACCUGGACCGUCGGGAGCGCAUGGUCUCCACCUUCCUCUCCAAGCAGCUGACGGACACACAGCUGAAGGAGUACCGGCGCUUCAUUCAGACCAAGGCCUCCUUACUCAUUCGCCAGAAAGACCUUGAUGAGAAGCAGCGUUUAGGAGAGGAGCAGCUCGAGGCUUUACUCAGCAGUAUUCCUCCAUGAAUCUGCACUGCCUGAAAGUGUCUGUCCAGCAUGGACCGUACUUACUUCGAGACACUGUUUCGUUUGAUAUUUGCGCUCUGUAGUUGACUUUCGUCUUGAGUUGACUUUCGAAACCAUGGAAAGCUUUAUUUAAGAGCCCAGGAAUGGUUUAUCAGAUGCAUCACUCUAAAAUGACGACCAAAAAAAGGACGAAAGAAGCACUUUUGAAAAUAAACUGCACAUACUCAUAUUGUGUAUUCAUAAUUGAUUUCAGGGCUUCAUUACUGCUUUGAUGAACUUUUCAUUCAUUCCUUUUUGUCCUGUAAUUUCAUUUGACACUAUCAUGUUGAAUGUGUUCAUGUUCGAGUACUUUACAAGAUUCUCUUUAAAGAUGCGUUUUGAAAGUCUGUGUUAUUGAACUGCUGUCGUCGCAUGUGUAGUGAGAGCACGAUUCAGCAGCAAAGCCCUUGAUGACAACUUACACACAUUUACAUUUAUGCAUUUGGCAGACGCUUUAAUCCAUGUUCUGCUGUUUGAGCUACAGAAAUGACUGAUGACUGAGUUACUGACACAUACAUGUGAGCAACAUGUGCUGUUUUCAGUGAGAUCAAACAAUUGGCCAGGAAUUUACCAGCAGUAAAACCAUGGUAAAAUCACUGAAAUGUUCGGCCACGAGUAGCUUGAUGCUUUUAUAAACCAGCAACAACAGCAAUAUGAUAAUUGUAAGAAACCAAUGUUCAAUUAAUAUUUACAUUUAAUUAAUAAUAGUAAUAAUUGGAACUAGAUUUGCAUUACCGAUGGAAAUAACAUGCUUACAAAGCAGUAAAAAAUACAACAGUGUUAAAGUUUUAGGUUGAAUGACAGUAAAACUAAAUAAACCUAAAAAGUUGAUGGAUAAAACAAAAAAUAAAAUACCAAUCACAAUUCAGUAUGUAAAUGGUCUUAAAAUGUAUCUUUUAAAACUUUACACAAGGUGGAAAUUAUCUACAGAACAAAGUUUGAAUAUAAUCUGCACAUUAAAUGGAUUGAUCUGAACCGGUUUCCUGAUGUAUUAAACAUUCAAUGUUAAUAUAAUGUUUGUUUGUUUGUUUAAAGUUAUCUGGUCUUUAAUAACAUUCUCAAAACGUUAGCACAAAAACAUUAUUUAUUCGUUCAGAGAACAUUUAAAAGUAACUUUCCCACAACGUUUUCUCUAACGUUUGCGUAACCACGGGGAAAACGAACAAAACGUUUUUAUAUGUUAGAGGUGCUGUAUUAUUUUUUAUUUAUUUAUUUUGUUUUUUGGACUGUACUACAGCAUAAAAAAAUACCAUUAUGUUUGCAUAUAUUUAGUAAACAUGCUACAUUAACAUACUUAAAAUGUGCGUUCCGUGUCGGAAUGUCUGUUUUUGUUUUGGUUUGUGUGAUCCCGCCCACCGCCAAUUUACCCAAUAGUAUUUCGACACCCCGGGUUGCCAGUUGACGGAAAACGCCGCGUAUAGCAGCCAUGGAAGCCCGCGGACGAACUGGUUUAGAGAUCGCAGAUUCUACAAGACCUAAAAAGCCUCGGAAUCCAUCUAAAAAAAUCUCUAUGACCAGAGGCAUAUUAAAACGCAGAUAUAGGCUAUUAGCUGAUAAACUUACAGUGUAAAGCUAGUCUCCUUGCAUUGUCAACUGUGCUCGUUCCUGUUUCGUGUCCUCAAUCUGGCAACUCGCGUGAGCGUCGAGUCUGAGGAGGAGAGGCGGGAAAAACAACUCUUCAAUAUUUUGAAUUUGGACUGCAGUACCCAUUUCAACCGCUAGCUGUCAAUAUUACAUACUGCACAUUUAAUAAAAACAUUAGCAAAAUGUUCUUAUAAAAUAUUUUUGUUAGCUACACCGAAACUAAUCUGUGAUUCACGAAUCCACAACUGAUUCAGAUUAGCUGCUUUGUUAGAUGCUACUCUCAUCAAGUGUUUUCAAAAGCCCAAAUGUUUUGAACUGAUCAGGGUUAAAGUGUAUUAAGGGGUUAAAGUGUACUUUGCACUUUGACUGGGAACAUCCAUUACUUCCGUCUAUUAUAGUACUUAUUGUUGACACGUCCACAUUGCAGAUCCAUGUCAGUGUGUGUGUUGUGCACUUUACAGUCAUUCAAUGCUUUAAAUUGAACAUUGUCAAGGAAAUUGAACUCUCAGAAAUGUUUUCUCGGCUCUCGCUCCACAUUUUCAUUAGCUUUUCUUGUGGAAUACAUGAACAUUUGGCUUCUCGGUUGGUUAAACAAAUUAAAGUUUGUUUUGGCCUUUGGGCAGAGGGCGAUUCCUAGUCUUUUCUGUCAAGAGCUCAUGUUUAAAUGGCCUGAAGAAAUUUCUAAGUCACAUGAAAGCACAUAGUGACAACAUGGAUGCGUUUAUGAUCAUCAGAAACUGUCAUUAAUACCACCAUUAUCCAUUUCAUCUGGAAUUGAGCGAUCAGAUUGUGCUUUGAAUGUACAACUGCUGGAUGUGGAUUUAGAGACUGUAAAUGAGCGUUUGUCCACUAUCAGUGUGCUGUGAAUGUUAGUGCAUCAGUUUUGCUGCCAUCUUGUGGUUUUGUUAAUGUGGGAUGCAUGAAUUCCAUUACCUUUGGUUUAAUGAAUAAAGUGUGUAAAUGGAAUUUUCUCGCUGUUUCAUUACAACUAGGCACAAUUUUCUGUAAAAAUGCUUUGAAAUAACAUUAAUUGUGAAAAGUGCUACAUGAAUAAAAAAUAACGUGAUUUGUUU
This is a messenger RNA of Ctenopharyngodon idella (grass carp), 6189 nucleotides long. RefSeq names its product shroom family member 1 (gene shroom1). NCBI's taxonomy places the organism in Eukaryota, Metazoa, Chordata, Actinopteri, Cypriniformes, Xenocyprididae. Gene Ontology annotation, molecular function: actin filament binding. The transcript is spliced from 7 exons. The record is from RefSeq and is a predicted model, not a curated record. Gene Ontology annotation, cellular component: adherens junction; apical plasma membrane; apical junction complex. Gene Ontology annotation, biological process: actin filament organization. Bases 167 to 3493 code for a protein of 1108 amino acids.